Molecule: messenger RNA, 1461 nt
Organism: Vicia faba (fava bean)
Lineage: Eukaryota; Viridiplantae; Streptophyta; Magnoliopsida; Fabales; Fabaceae
Source: the annotation of a GenBank genome assembly
AUGUUUAACAAACUGUAUGAUGAGAUUGCUGAUAAGUUGAAGGAUGACAAUGUUGGAGUUGAAACAACCAAUGUUACAAUGGAGUCAACUAAUGUUGGAGUUGAUUCAUCCAAUGUAGAAGUGGAAUCAACCAAUAUAGGAGUGGAAUCAACCAAUGUAGGAGUGGAACCAAUCAAUGUUGGAGUGGAAUCAACCAAUGUAGGAGCGGAAUCAACCGAUGUUGGUGAGUGUUUCAAAAGCAUGACAAUAUUUUAUACUAUGAAGUGUUUUUUCACAUUGAUAGUGAUUCUGAGUAUGAUUAAACCUGGAUUGAGUAGCACAACGACUUUCAAUGUGUUAAAAUAUGGAGCAGUUGGAGAUGGAAAAAUCAAUGAUUCUCCUGCUUUUCUAAAAGCAUGGAAAGAUUUGUGUAAGAGCAAAUCAGAUACAUCUCAAUUGAUCAUACCAGCAGCCAAGACAUUUUUACUGAGGCCAAUAGCACUCAAUGGUCCAUGCAAUUCUAAAAAUAUUUACAUUCAGCUUUCAGGGAACAUAGUUGCACCAGCAACAAAAUCAGAAUAUUCAGGAUCCCAUUUAAACACAUGGAUUGGUUUCUCAUUUGUGAAUGGCUUAAUUAUAAGUGGAAAAGGCACUAUUGAUGGUAGAGGCUCUAUGUGGUGGAAACAACCUUGCUUAGGAAAUCCAUCACCUGGAACAUCUUGCCGUCCACCAACGGCAGUAACACUGAAUAGAUGUAAUGGAUUUCAACUAAAAGAUUAUAAAAGUAUUAAUCCAGCAAGAAGCCAUAUAACUCUAACAAAUUGUAUAAAGGGAAUAAUCACUAAUCUCAAAUUAAUUGCUCCUGGAGAAAGUCCUAAUACUGAUGGCAUUGAUAUUUCUAGUUCAAAAGAAAUUCAAGUACAUGACUCUAUAAUAGCAACAGGUGAUGAUUGUAUUGCUAUUAGUGCUGGAUCAUCAUUAAUCAACAUAACUGGUAUAACAUGUGGUCCAGGACAUGGUAUCAGUAUUGGAUCAUUGGGGGCACGUGGAGAGAGUGAUGUUGUAGAGGAUGUGCAUGUGAAAAAUUGUACAAUUAUUGAGACGUUAAAUGGAGUAAGGAUCAAGACUAAACAGGGAGGAGGAGGAUUUGCUAGGAGGAUCACCUUUGAAAAAAUCAAAUUUGUUAGAGCCAAUAAUCCAAUUAUCAUUGAACAAUUUUAUUGUAUUAAGCCAAUGAUCUGUCCAAACAAGACUCAAGCAAUCAAAGUGAGUGAUAUCACUUUCAAAUCGAUUCUCGGAACAUCAUUAACAGACAAAGCAAUAAAUUUGAACUGUGACCAAAAUUUUGGAUGCUCCAACAUUGUGUUUGAUCAUGUUUAUAUACAAUCUGCUGUUCCUAGAAUGAAGGUUUUCUCUUACUGCCACAAUGCUCAUGGAACUGCCACUCAUACCAAACCAAAACCAUUCUGCUUGCUUAAGUAG